This is a messenger RNA of Misgurnus anguillicaudatus (oriental weatherfish), 1450 nucleotides long. The record is from RefSeq and is a predicted model, not a curated record. Lineage: Eukaryota; Metazoa; Chordata; Actinopteri; Cypriniformes; Cobitidae.
AGAAGUUUAAGAGAAAAUACCCCAAAAAGCUACGAACAGAAGUGAAGAGAGCUCAGAAAUGAGGGUUCCUUUAAAGCUCUUCAGUUUUUCUUUUGGGGUUUUUUUCUUAACCUUUGCACAAGGUCAAGAAAAGAAAGAAUCUUGCACUACACCAAUCAUUAAAAACGGGAAUGUACACAGAGACAGCUCCAAAAAGGAAAUGAUCUAUUAUUCAUGCAAUCCGGGUUAUAAACCAUACUUUGGGAACUGGUGGGGAGCAGCAAUGUGCGCCAAUGGGAUCUGGAUAAAUGAGCCACGAUGCAUCAGGCUGGAUGAAUGCGGUGCUUUGCCCAGUAUUCCACAUGGACAGCUGAACAUCGAACAAUCUGUUGUAGAGAUUAAAUGUGAUCCAGGGUUUAAAUCAUCACACACAGUGAUCAUAUGCAUCAACGGCACAUGGCAGACACCAACCUGUGAAUUGGACGAGCAGAGUUGUGUAAGUCCCCCUAAAGUUGAUAAUGCACUCAUCAUCUCUAAACCUCAGACAUUGUAUUCAUCUGGAUCCUAUGUCAAUUACAAAUGUCUAACAAAUUUCACUAUGAGCGGGAAUAGUAAAGUUGAAUGCCACAAUGCAAACUGGGAGAAAGCACCCACAUGUGAAGCUUUCUGUUCAAAGCCUCUUCGGAUAGUGAACAAUGCUUUAUUGAUUGAUCAAAUCCAAAGUGAGAGAAAAUAUUCACAUGGAGACACAGCACACUAUGAGUGUGUUGAGGAUUAUGAAUCUAACAAACAGACGAUUGCUAAGUGUGAUGCACACACCUGGAUUUACCCAGAAUGCAUUAAAAAAGCUCAAUGUACCAAACCAACAAUACAUUUGCAGUUUGUGACCCUGAUAGAUGAGAAAAAUACAUUCAACAACUUUGAUGUUUUGACAUAUAAGUGUAAUAAACCAUAUGAUAAAAUACCAAACGGAACUUUGAUUUGUAAAGAUGGAAAAUGGAACAGCACGUUUGACUGCACAAGCAGCAUUUGUCCUCCACCACCUAUGAUUGAAGAUGGAGACUUUGACAUUGAGCGAAAGACAGGUGAAGUUAUCACAUUAGUAUCGUACUCUUGCCAGUCUUAUUUUGUUAUAAACAAGCACAACAGAUAUUACAGGUGUCUGGAUAGGAUAUGGGAGACCCCUCCAAAAUGUCUGAAGCCUUGCAAAAUUACACCUGACAUUUAUAAGGAGUACAAUAUAAAACCCUUCCUUGAUGACUACAUAAGGCACAGUGCUCAAGAAGUUAUGCUUGAUUGUAAUGAUGGAUGGAAUGUUGGAGGUUCUUUGAGACAAUCAUAUUCGAAAGCAUGGUGUACUGAUGGGGAGCUAAGAAUUGAAAAGAAAUACCUAAAGAUCUAUGAUGUAUUCAGAGAAAAUGAAGAUGGACAGACCACAAACAUUUAUGACCAACGUUGCUUCAGUCUAUGA